This is a messenger RNA of Nicotiana attenuata, 928 nucleotides long. RefSeq names its product mannan endo-1,4-beta-mannosidase 5-like. Bases 7 to 870 code for a protein of 287 amino acids. The record is from RefSeq and is a predicted model, not a curated record. The transcript is spliced from 4 exons. NCBI's taxonomy places the organism in Eukaryota, Viridiplantae, Streptophyta, Magnoliopsida, Solanales, Solanaceae. Gene Ontology annotation, molecular function: hydrolase activity, hydrolyzing O-glycosyl compounds.
AUAUAAAUGGCUUAUUUUACUAGGAUGACAAGCUCUUUCUUUGCCUUAUUGUUCUUCCUAGUUCUUGGUUGUGAAGCUAGAGUUCCAGGAAAAACUAGUGGAGGAUUUAUUAGAACAAAUGGUGCACAUUUUGUACUAAAUAGAUCACCUUUUCUAUUCAAUGGUUUUAACUCUUACUGGCUCAUGCACGUAGCAUCUGAUCCUAGUGAAAGGUACAAAGUCUCUGAGGUAUUUCAAGAAGCCUCUACUGCUCGCCUUUCUGUUUGUCGAACUUGGGCUUUCAGUGAUGGAGGAGAUACAGCAUUACAAAUAUCACCUGGUGUUUAUGAUGAACGUGUUUUUCAGGGAUUGGAUUUUGUGAUCUCGGAAGCUAGGAAAUAUGGGAUUCGCUUAAUAUUGAGCUUCGUCAACAACUAUAUUGAUUUUGGAGGGAGAGCUCAAUAUGCUCAAUGGGCACGAAAUGCAGGAGUCCGGAUUAAUAGUGAAGAUGAUUUCUACACUCAUCCAGUGCUCAAAGAUUAUUACAAGAAUCAUGUUAGGAAAAUUGUAACAAGGUUGAAUACUAUCACUGGAAUGGCUUAUAGGGAUGAUUCAACUAUAAUGGCAUGGGAACUUAUGAAUGAGCCUCGUUGUAAAGCUGAUUAUUCUGGGAAAAUAGUAAAUGCAUGGGUUCAAGAAAUGGCAACUUUUGUGAAAUCAAUAGACAGGAAGCAUUUGCUGGAGAUAGGAAUGGAGGGAUUCUAUGGUGAUUCAAUGCCGGAAAAGAAGCAAUUUAAUCCUGGUUACCAAGUUGGAACAGACUUCAUUAGUAGCCAUCUCAUCAAAGAGAUUGAUUUUGCCACAAUUCAUGCAUAUACUGACCAAUGGUAAUUAAGCAAUUCUUCUAGACCUCAAAUUUCGACAAAGGAAUAUAUAUAUACUAGUUUCU